Messenger RNA from Strongylocentrotus purpuratus (purple sea urchin), 4011 nucleotides. RefSeq lists its product as uncharacterized. Lineage: Eukaryota; Metazoa; Echinodermata; Echinoidea; Camarodonta; Strongylocentrotidae. Bases 496 to 2832 code for a protein of 778 amino acids. The transcript is spliced from 6 exons. The record is from RefSeq and is a predicted model, not a curated record.
CUAUUCAACUCAUUUCUACACUACAACCGCAUAUUGGCAUAGGCCAUAAAAUGGGGAUUCCCCAUGAGGUAAUUAUAAGAGCGCGCGCGCUCGCGCGAUAUAUGUGGCCGUGGCCGUGGCCAUCAUAGACAAGUGAAGUAGUGGCAUUACGUGCGCAACGAUCCCAAUAUCGCAGCCAUUGCGUAGUAUUUUCAGCUAAUUUCUCACUAUUGACGUAGAACCUUGAUUUUCAUCAUCCAAGCUACAUGCCCAGGCUGUAGACAGAAAUGACACUUUCGUGAAAUAGGAAAACCACCAUUCCGCAUUCGCUCUAGAUCUGAUCCGAUCAGCACAGGAGCGCUGCAUUGCAUCACACGUACUAUUUGUUUCCUUCUUCCCACCACCCCAUAAACGCUACACAUACUUGUGCAUGCGGACGAACGAGUGGUUUCCAAAAUCGAUGUAGCUGUAUCCACAGAAAAUUACCACCUGGAUGUCUUGCUGGGGUUAUCAUUCAUGUACCUUUCCAGCGGACUGAGUUUCUGUCGAAUGAGAAGGACGUCUAGCACCAUGGAUGGAUUCUGCCUUCUCUAUCUGCUCAUGAUUCUCCUGAUGAGAUCUGGUGAUGUUGAAACCAACCCUGGACCAGACAGGAUUGUCAGUGAAAAGGAAUUCUUAAAGCUGUCAAAGCAAAUUAAACCUAGCUACUACAAAGAGGUGGGCAUUAACCUGGACAUCUCCAUUGCAGAGCUUGGUCAAAUCGAGAAAGAGAGCCAAAAUACCAGUGAUGCAUUGAUGACAGUCUUCACGAGAUGGAGAGACAAACAGCCUCCAGGCACAGACAUCAGGGCUCUUCUAGCAGAGGAAUUAGAAAGAAGUGACUUAGGGUCCCUCUCUGGCGAACUACUUGCUGGCAGUCUAGUCCUGAAGCGGACAGGUGCACCUGAUACAAUGCCAGGAUCACAGACCCGACCACUUUCCACUGAACAGAUCAAGAGAUGUGCAGAUGAUCUCAAAUUCAUGUACCGGACAACUCUCUGUAAGAUCAGAGAUGAUCCUCUCGACCCUGAUUCCAUUGUACCAUUCACAGACAUGUACACAAACCUUGUCCUGGAAGAGGAAUAUCGAAAAAAACGCAAGCGACCACUUGAGUACAGUGAUCUCUUUAAACUCAAAGUCAAUGGAGAGUUCCCCAAGCGGAUCAUGGUUCAGGGAGAGGCUGGGGCUGGAAAGACAACAUUCUGUGCUAAGAUUGCCUGGGACUGGAUAAAUGACAGUCCUGCUGUCCCAAAGUUUGUGUGGGUACUUGUUGUCCCUUUUCGUGAAGCCAAACAAUACACGAUCGGUGAGAUUGCCAAGUCAUAUCUCUCCAAAGACAACCCAGCAACAGCCUGCCAGAUCACUGAGUACAUUCGUUCAAAUCCAACUCAUGUAUUCAUUGCAUUUGAUGGAUUAGAUGAGUUUAAAGGCAAGGUUGUACAGGAAGGGGAAGCUGGUUCAAAGUCAGAAUGUCACCAGCCAAAGUCUGCUGAUCAAACCAAGGCAAGAUCAGAAUCAAAGAUGAACAAAAAAAAGCGGCAGAAGUUAACGCAGCCAGAGUCAUCAAGUGCCACUUUGCAGCCAAUAGUCACCAGUGCAGUGGCAAGUGGAAGUUCUUCAGAGAGAGGUGACAUUGCACUUACAGACAUUCUGCGUUCGGAUGAACUUGCCACUUGCCCGGUGUUGGUGACAAGUCGCCCAUGGAGGGUCACAGAGACGAGAGAUAAUGAUAUUCUGAGGAAGCUGUACACUUUCAUUCAUGUGGAAGGUUUUAGCAAGAAUAGUGUGGAGGUUUACAUUCACAAGUACUUUUCAGAAGAUGUGGCCAAAGCAGAUCAGCUUAUCCAAUUAACCAAGGACAAUGACAUCAUAUCUAAGAAUAUGGCCCCGUAUCCUAUCUACAUAGCUAUGCUCUGUCUUAUGUGGAGAGAACUUGGUGACGAAAAACAAGAAAAGUUGAAGUCAUUACAAACUUUUUCUCAAAUAUUUGAUGAAAUGUUUGAAUUCUUGAAGGUGCAUUAUGCUCAGAAAGAGAUCACAGAUCUAGACAGCCAAGAUUUCCAAGCCUUUCGCUGUCAAAUUGAGAAGCUCAUGGAACCAGUUGCCAAAGUUGCUUUCACCGGGCUACAAGAAAACACCCUUAGUUUCCAAGAAGGUGAUUUUGAACAGUGCUCAGACUCCAUUGAAACAGCUUGCAGAGUGGGGGUGUUGUCUAAGGAGAACAAAUUGUUGUCUAUACAUGAUAAGAGCAGUCCGUUCCUGCAGUCUACUUUCUUCUUUCCACACAAACUAUUUCAGGAGUACAUGGCUGGGGUCCAUCUUGCUUCCCUGUAUGAAUUAGAUCCCAAUGAAUUCAACAGGCUGAUUGAGCAAGUAGUACUGCCUAGGAAGGAAGAGUUUAGGUAUCUCCUGUACUUCACUGUAUCACGGGACAAAACUGUUGCACACCAUGUCAUGAAAUGCAUGGUACAGGGUAACACCACAAACUCACAGGAGAUGAAUUUCUUGGUUGAUGUAUCCUUUGAGAGUCAGGACCUAGAUACUGCAGCCUUGUUGAGGGGUGGAAUGUCAUCUCUGGUCAUACACCCAUCCAUGAAAGCACACACCGUAGCAGGUUAUGUAUUCACUGGACUAGGUGUACAUAAAGAUGUGAUCGAUCUUGGAGUAAAUAGAGAAUUUGGACCAAUUAUAUCACAUGAUAUGGGGGAGAUUAUAUGCUCUGUGCCCUCUCUAGAGGAUGUUGCACUACGUCAAGCUGCCUUGCACAGUGACUUCUAUGCAGUUCUCGCUAAAGAAGGAAACAAGUCCAAGUAGGGUCAGUUGGAGAAGAUGGGAUCAGAGGAAGAUAGCCAAUGAUUCUAGCCUGUCUAUGUGGAUGGAGGUCAGCACGGAAUGAGGAAAGCCCGGAAGUCCUGCUUCUAAAACUCUAGGAGCAUCCACCAGUUGCGAAGUUGUGAUCAUUCUACCGAGGCGCCACAUAAGCAGAACGUCCUCAGUCUGCAUGGCCAUCUGAAGAGUGAGUGAGUCUGGAACCAUAUUGUAUGCAGAUGUGAAUGAAAUCUCAGUUGAAUUUUUCUCACACAUCUCUUUCUUACACUUCACAAUCUGCUCUAAGAAUCUUUGAUGCUUGCAGGAGUGUAUGGUGUUUUCCCUCGAUAUCAUCUCCUUCUAGGCGCCUCAGUUUUUUCAGUGCGUCACCAAGUGGUAAUGUGGAAGCACAUAUAAAUCCUGAACCUUUGGUUUGAUUGAGAACCAAAAUAUGUGACCCAUAGUAUUCAUGUAAUUUAUGUUUCAAGAUGGUCGCCCGGUAUUUAUCUCCUUUAUCGACACCAAGCUCCUCAAGAAUGUCUCGGUACCUUACGCGGAUGAUUCUACGAGGAAUGUGGACAGACCAGGAGCUGGAAAAGAGGAGCUUCCAGCUCAUCUACAACAUCAUAAGGGUUUAACUUUGACCGACCAGAAUGCGAAGAGCCUUAAAUUUGUUCAUAUAUGUUGUUACACACGUAACUGGAUGAAGAAUAGGCUUAUCACAGAUUCUUGUUGGCAUAUGAUGCAUUUUGUGUAGUCAGUGCUCAUAUCUUUGGAAGACUUCUUAGCAGGCACAUGCUUCAUGGACAUGGCACUAUCUGCCACACGUUUUCUUGGCUGGUUACUCAUCUUGCUGUAGGAACCUAUAAUAUAGAGGGGUGUAUCAUUUGAAUAAUAGUUGCACUGUAUUUAUAUUUCAUAUAAACCUAACUUUGAAAUGUUACUUUACAUUAGCAGGCAAACUUUCACUCUUUCUUGUAAUUCUUGUAAGAUCUUAAAAGACAGACCCAGGAAUUCUGAAAUUCAUCUAGUAUGAGGUUGCUUUGGUCAAUGUCACCCUCUUAUACCUAUAUCAAUUAUAAAACAACAUUGAGAUGGGGGUAAUAGGUAUAUUAGUAUUGGAUUAACAGGAGUAUUGGAUUAACAGGAGCAUUGGAUGUAACAAACAUGUAAAGUCAUCACAAA